UUGUUUACAUCCCCUCUGUACGCAAAUUCGAGCGUAACACAUUUCAAGAAUCCGUAAAAGUUAUUUAAAAAUUCUGAAAACUUUGCUAAAAAAUAAUGUCGGCUGUUGACGAUGACCACAACGCCACCGGCCCAAAGGAGGAUCGCUCGGUGGAACUAACCUGCCGGUUAUGUCUCAAGGAGUGCUACAACCAGCAGUACCGGGCGAUAUUCGAUUUUGAUGGUGAUCGCGCGGUCAGCGAUUGGAUUGAGGAGCUUACCACGUUAAAGAUUGCUCAAAUCCCUGAAACACCAUCCUCAUUGUGCCGUGAAUGUGAAUCGACACUGGAAGCAAUUGAGACGUUCCGAAAUGAGUGUCACAGCAAUGAUAAGCUGUUUUCUAAAAUAUAUUUGCAAGAAGAAACAUUGGAAGAUCUGGAAUUGGAACUGCCAAAAGUUGAGGCUAUCAAAAAUAGUUCAACUGAAAAUGAGGAAGUCGAGGAAUAUGUUGUUGUAGCUCGUAGUGGGGAGGACCAAGAGAAGCAACAUGAAACAGUUGAAUUGAAGUUGGAGAGCAUUGAAGUAACGGCAGUAAAAGAAGAUGAAGUUGAAGAGCUAAUUUGUGAAAAAGAAUCGCCCAUGCUUGCCAAGAACAAACGAAAAAGUAAAGCAGAUGACCAGAUUGCAUUCACGAAUGAAAACAACAAAAAUCAUUGCACUAUUUGCAACAAAUUUGUGGCGCGACUCAAUCAGCACAUGAGAAUUCACGACGACAAUCCAGAGUACCGCUGUGAAUAUUGUAACAAGGGAUUCCAUCAGCACAGCAACCUGAAGAAGCACGUUAGAACGCAUACCAAGGAAAAACCCUACAUCUGCAACACUUGCGAGAAAGGAUUCACCAACUCCACCGAGCUGAAGGUCCACUCGCGUGUUCACACCCAGUCCAAACCGUUCCAGUGUACGCAGUGCAGUAAGGCGUUCGUAACGUCCGGCCACCUGGUCCGCCACAUCCGUUCCCACACGGGCGAGAAACCUCACGCCUGCGACAUUUGCGCGGUCCGAUUCUCCACCACAAGUCACCUCAUUCGGCACAAGCGGCUUCACUCCCAGGAAUAUCCGUUCAGCUGCGAACGCUGCCCGGAACGUUUCACGCGAAAAGACUAUCUCAAGCUGCACAAGUGCAAGUCAGCGUCAGCGGAAUAAAACCGGCGUGAAAUU
This is a messenger RNA of Culex quinquefasciatus (southern house mosquito), 1196 nucleotides long. RefSeq names its product zinc finger protein 429. NCBI's taxonomy places the organism in Eukaryota, Metazoa, Arthropoda, Insecta, Diptera, Culicidae. The transcript is spliced from 3 exons. The record is from RefSeq and is a predicted model, not a curated record. Gene Ontology annotation, cellular component: nucleus. Gene Ontology annotation, molecular function: RNA polymerase II cis-regulatory region sequence-specific DNA binding; DNA-binding transcription factor activity, RNA polymerase II-specific; zinc ion binding. Bases 96 to 1181 code for a protein of 361 amino acids. Gene Ontology annotation, biological process: regulation of transcription by RNA polymerase II; central nervous system development.